AUGACCUUAAUGACAAAGUCUUGGUCUGUCAUUGUCUUAGAGACAACCCUCAAGGAAGGCCAGGCCGAGAAGCUGCCUGACACAAAGAAGAAGCCUGCGGCCAAGAAGGCUGGUGGCGAUGCUGCGCCCCCGGCAGCCAAUGCAGCCAAAAAGGGCGACCCUGAGGUGAAGAAGUCCAAAAAGGGGCAGCGCCAUUGCAGCCGGAACCCUGUCCUGGUUAGAGGAGUUGGCAGGUACUCCCGGUCUGCCAUGUAUGCCAGAAAGGCCUUGUACAAAAAGCAGUACACAGCUACUAAGACCAAGGUUGAGAGGAAGAAGAAAAGGGAGAAGCUCCGUGUCACUGUCACAAAAGUAGUCUGUGGUGACAAGAACGGUGGUAUCCGAGUGGUGAAGCUUCGAAAAACGCCUAGGUAUUAUCCUACUGAAGAUGUGCCUCGGAAGCUGCUGAGCCAUGGCAAAAAGCCCUUCAGUCAGCACGUGAGAAAGCUGCAUGCCAGCAUCACUCCUGGGACCGUCCUGAUCAUCCUCACUGGACGCCACAGGGGCAAGAGAGUGGUUUUCCUGAAGCAACUGGGAAGUGGCUUGCUGCUUGUGAGAACACACCAGAAGUUUGUCAUUGCCACAUCUACAAAAGUUGAUAUCAGCACCGUUAAAAUCUCUAAACAUCUGACAGACGCUUACUUCAAGAAGAAGCAGCUGCACAAGCCCAGGCACCAGGAGGGCGAGAUCUUUGACACGGAGAAGGAGAAAUAUGAGAUUACCGAGCAGUGCAAGGCUGAUCAGAAAACUGUGGACUUGCAGAUUUUGCCAAAGACCAAAGCAGUUCCUCAGCUGCAGGGCUACCUGCAAUCUCAGUUCUCCCUGACAAAUGGCAUGUAUCCUCACAAACUGGUGUUCUAAGUUGCUAACAACCUAAUUAAGCAGC
This is a messenger RNA of Acomys russatus (golden spiny mouse), 925 nucleotides long. RefSeq names its product 60S ribosomal protein L6-like. Gene Ontology annotation, cellular component: ribosome. The record is from RefSeq and is a predicted model, not a curated record. Gene Ontology annotation, biological process: translation. Lineage: Eukaryota; Metazoa; Chordata; Mammalia; Rodentia; Muridae. Gene Ontology annotation, molecular function: structural constituent of ribosome.